AUGCACGCCAGACUUGCUAUGGUGUCCACUCAAUUCCGUGCUACCGAUACCACCAAACAAUGCAUGCAAUUGGGACCAGUCAUAAGUGUGCAGCUUGUGUUUCAACAGAUGAAUACCACCACAAAAGGCAUAGGACAGUGUAUCACAGAGCUUGUGGUUGCCUACCGACAGGCUGUCGGAGAAGAUCCAACGGGACUUGCGGCUGAGAUCGAACGCCUAAGCCUGGAAAAUGCGGCCGAACAGCCUCACUUUCACCGAUUUGCCGAUAUUGCUUGGGAAGAUGACGAGGAGGGUGCCAAUCAAGAGGACGACGCAAGCACGAAUGAAGGAGCUGAAGAAGAAAGGCCCAGCUUGAAUGAGCCAGAGCCAGGCAACGCUUCAGAGACUGUCGCAAGUACAAGCACGGCCGGUGACAAUGAGGGCUAUCCACAAAGGAAGCAGAACAAGGCCGAGGUCCGCGCUGCCAAAAAGGCAUUCAAAGCUGAAAGGUCUUGGGCAAAGGCGGCGAAAAACCAAAGGAGGCAGUCCGUCCCAGUGCGCAGUGAGGACAUCGAAGCUGUCGAGCGUGUCCUGCAUGGUGAACAUGCCGCAGAAGCUGCCGCCAGUCAUCCUCUCGCAACAGACAAGACUGUUGAAGACGUGAUCAACAGAAAUCGAAGCUUUGUGGCAAGCAUUGAGGCACACAAGAAGCAACUCCUGUUCAGCAUUGCUCGAAAGCGCAGGACUGGCCGAGAAAGGCAGAGGUCGAGUGGCAACUGCGUCAAGGGAAAGAGGAGAAAGUCAGAACUGUCUGAGGAGAAGGAAGCCGAUAUGGACGACCUUGUGACUGCUGUUUUGGCCAAUCUCGGCAUCGACCCUGCGCAUAUCGGUCACUGUGGCCCAGGUUCUGGCCCGAAGAAAGGGAACAAGGGUGCCGGCGGCGAUACAGGUGCGUCUGCGGCAGCGAUCAUUGCCAACUUGAAGAAAGAGAUCAAAGAGGAUCUCAGGACAUUUGAGCACGAGCAAAGGGAAGUCUGCAUCAGGGCUGGUGGAUUUUGGAGGUACGUGGGCAGCAAAGUGUUUGAAAGGAUGACAAAAAUCGCCCAAGAGGUGGAUUGGAAGACAGGAAGAAAGUUGAAAGAGUAG
Exophiala spinifera is the source of this 1125-nucleotide messenger RNA. RefSeq lists its product as uncharacterized. The transcript is spliced from 2 exons. The record is from RefSeq and is a predicted model, not a curated record. Bases 1 to 1125 code for a protein of 374 amino acids. NCBI's taxonomy places the organism in Eukaryota, Fungi, Ascomycota, Eurotiomycetes, Chaetothyriales, Herpotrichiellaceae.